AUGCCGUCCUCCAAGCAUCAGCCUCGACAACGAAACCGUCACACGUUUCAUCCUCCUCCCUUGUUUUGGGCGAAACUUACGAAGCUGUGGUUAACCAAGAGCGCGUUACGAGAAGCUGACCGACGAUACCACCUCCUGUCCUCAAACCAGAGUAGCUCGUCUCCUCGCCCUCACAUCUUUGCUCCUGAUUUCUUGCGCAACUGCUCGGCUACUUGUUUACAAGAGAUCAGAAAGCUUUCCCGUCGUGGAGGGCCAGACCUCUCGGGCAUCAGAAACUAUCCCGCACCAGCCCACUUCAGCCAGGACUCAAUGGAUCCUACCGACUCCAGCUUGGAGCGGUCAACUCAAAAGACUGGAAAUACGACGGUCUACGAUCCACACUUUGAAAGCCAUCUGUACGACCACGGGAUUUUCAUGCCCAAUUCCACCUAUCCAGACGGGACCAAGCCUUGUACAGCGGAGAACAUCGCCGAGAUCCAAAGACGGUUACGAGCGCCUCGCCCGUCCCUCGCAUUGUCCGAAGAUUCCCUGCAGAGGGAAUUUGGCGAAUUCACCCUCCUGAAUGACAGCACCUCCGACGAGCAGCUUGUGAUCAAGAAAAUCCUCCCGAUCCUCGACGGGCCGCAACAACAAUCGUCGUCCUUCCACGAUGGCGGCAAUCACCCCUUCAAGAACCUGGCGCCGCUCACGGACGGCACCCUCGCCAACGCCAAACCUGAUAUCUACCACGGCGCGCCGCCUCACCAGCUGCAUCCUCGUGUCCGGGAACAGCUCAGUGAUCAGAUCAUCCCCACCCGCCAGGGCAACCGUCCCAUCACGCCCAAUUUCUUCGUCGAGGCAAAGGGCCACUGCGGCUCGCCACCCGUGCUGAAACGUCAGGCCUUGUACGAUAGCGCUCUGGGCGCCCGAGCGAUGCAUGCCCUCCAGCAAUAUGGCAGCAACAGCAGCAACCGGCCACAGGAUGACGACGAUUGCUCCGAUCCUGCGCCUGCUCCUGCUCUUGGCCCUGCCCAGGAUUCCACUCGCGAUAACCACGCCUACACGAUCGCUUCUACCUUCCAAGACGGAACGCUGGGCAUCUACGCGACCCAUCCGACCCGGAACCCGAGCAAUCUCGACCCUGGCGCAGGCCGUCAGACGGAUUAUGUGAUGACCCGGGUCGGGCAUUACUCCUUGAUCGGGAGUCCGGAAUCCUACCAACAGGGUCUGAGGGCGUAUCGCAACAGCCGGGACCUGGCGAAGGAAUAUCGGGACGGGUUUAUCAGGCAGGCGAACGAGCGACAUGAAGCUGUCCGUCAUCCCAGCCAAGCCCUCGAACCGCCACAUGAAAUUGUUCGUCAGGUACAACAAACGUGA
Molecule: messenger RNA, 1356 nt
Organism: Aspergillus steynii IBT 23096
Lineage: Eukaryota; Fungi; Ascomycota; Eurotiomycetes; Eurotiales; Aspergillaceae
Exons: 3
Coding region: 1-1356 (451 amino acids)
Source: RefSeq, a predicted model, not a curated record